This is a messenger RNA of Hymenoscyphus albidus, 909 nucleotides long. Lineage: Eukaryota; Fungi; Ascomycota; Leotiomycetes; Helotiales; Helotiaceae. The record is from the annotation of a GenBank genome assembly.
CCCCCCAAUACGACCCCACCAAAGUCGCCUUCCUCGUCGAAACGCGACCUCUCCCCCACCUCCCCGCCCUCUUCGCACACAUGACCUCCGUCGUGCCCCCGGAAUGGACAUUCAAGUUCAUGGGCUCGCCGACAACCAUCCAAUUCAUGCAAUCGCAUCCUCUCAUCUCCCGCCUGGAACAUUCAGGGAAACUCACUUUCUUAAACCUACCCAAUAAAUAUAGUCUGAAAAGUCGCGAGACGAUUUCGAGGAUGUUUACCGAUCCCCAUUUGUACCACGAGAUCCUGGCGCCGGCGGAAAAUCUGCUGGUUUUUCAGCCGGAUGGGAUUUUUUGCGCGGCGGCGCCGAGGACGUUGAAUGAUUUUCUGGUGUAUGAUUGGAUUGGGGCGCCUUGGGCGACGGAUGCGGAGUUUGGUGGGAAUGGAGGGUUGUCUUUGAGGAAGGUGUCGAGGAUUUUGGAGGUGUUGAAGAUGGAGGAGAGAGAGAAGAAUAGUCCGGAGUUGGAGGAUUUGUGGUUGAGUAAUCGACUGGCCAAGCUGCCUGGAUCAAAGAUGGCGGUUGCGGAUGUUAGUAAGACUUUUAGUGUGGAAAGUGUGUGGGAUGAUGCCCCAUUGGGAUAUCAUAUUGGGUGGUUGGGAGUGCAUCAUGAGCAGGUAAGUUUCUUUGACAGCGAGGAAGAGAGAUACUUUCAUGUCUCUUCCUUCUUGUGCUGCAAACUUGCACUGACUGACUUAUACAACAGAUUUGGGACGUCCCAUCGCAGGUCGAUCAUGUUUUGAAAUAUUGCCCUGAAGUCAAAAUGAUAUUGGGUAUGAAGCUUGAUAACGAUAAACCAAAAACGAUCCAAGAUGAGGAAGCAAAAGAGAAAAGUGCAUGAUAUAUAGGAGUACCGAAUACCCAGGGAAAAGC